This is a messenger RNA of Seminavis robusta, 789 nucleotides long. Lineage: Eukaryota; Bacillariophyta; Bacillariophyceae; Naviculales; Naviculaceae. The record is from the annotation of a GenBank genome assembly.
AUGAUGAAGCGAAUGGCUUGUUCAACAGUGAUUUCACGAAGACGGCGGAGCCUUACCCAAUCAGCCAGAAGAGCCUCGUCCCUCGCUCCUUGUCCAGUAUUGUCGACGGCAUUACCCCAACUGAGAGCCGUCUUUGCCAACAAGUCAACCAAGAACCCAGAAUCUGAUAAGAUUGUGUUUCCACUGUUGAGCAAGAAGAUUGAGGCAAACGUCUGGAAAACGGUGAAACUAAAUCAGGAACGAAAAGCUGCCGUCUUGGUGCCCUUGGUUAGUUUUGAUGGAACACCCUCCUUGCUAUUUACCGUGCGAUCGAGCCAUCUUCCAACGCAUGCCUCUGAAGUCAGUUUUCCAGGUGGGCAUUUUGACGUUGCAGAGGAUUCUACACUAGAAGAUACGGCAGUACGAGAAGCUCAAGAGGAAUUACUGGGCGAAGACUAUCCCUGGGACAAGGUUGAAGUCUUGGGACAGGCAACGGCGUUACCCUCGAUCAAGGGGACUCCUGUUACUCCCGUGAUUGCCGUGUUUCCAGUUCCAAUACAUGAAGAUACGUUUCCAGGACAUGAUGGCGAAGUGGAAGAAGUAUUCUGCGUUAGUCUGGAAGAUCUGAUUGCCAUGGAAACCACCGAGCCAUCUCCACGGUUCCGAGCAGAUAUCCCAGUCUUUCCUGCAGGGGACAACCAGAGGAUUUGGGGCCUGACAGCAGUGAUCACGCAACCCUUGCUGCACAAACUAUUCAAACCUGUCUUUUUGAUGAAGAAUGAAAACGCAGAAUCAAGGUCACGACUAUGA